GCGAGAGAGAGAGCGAGAGCGAGCGAGCUCCGGUUAUUCCUCCGGGCUCCGGCCGAGCCUGUGUGGUCUCUCCGCUCUGUUGCUAAGGAAAUGGAUGGCGCGAACGGCUCCGCGGUCCGGGAUGAAUCGUGCUCCUCGCCCCCUCAGAAGCCUGCCGUGUUUACCGGAAUCACUGCGAACACCGUGACGCGCCAGCUCUGCACCAGCCGGGCCCAGUGGAGCUGCAGCUGAGGAGCCGGGGAACUGGGGGAUUCUGACUGGCAGCUGGUGCACCACCAAAGGAGGGGAGGGAGGCGGCGGGGGUCCACGAGCAGCGGUGCCGGAGCGGGGUGAAUGCUGCCCGGAGAGGACAACGGCUGAGGCGGCAGCGGCGUCGACUUGAAAAGCAGCAUGGCAUCCACGGGCAUGCAGAUAUUUGGAUUCGUCCUCGCUCUGCUGGGCAUCAUGGGCGCCAUGGUGGCCACUCUGCUGCCUAACUGGAAGGUGAGCGCAGAUGUGGGCUCCAACAUCAUCACAGCGAUCUCCCAGAUGCAGGGACUGUGGAUGGACUGCACAUGGUACAGCACAGGCAUGUUUAGUUGCACACUUAAGUAUUCAGUGCUUUCACUACCCGCAUACUUGCAGACUGCUCGCACCACUAUGGUGCUGUGCUGCGUACUGGCCGCCAUGGGCCUUUGCCUCGCCUCCCUGGGACUAAAAUGCACGCGCUGGGGAGGUGGACGGCGCUCCAAGCGACACGCCGCCAUCGCCAGCGGCGGCUGCUUCGUCGCUGCAGGCUUUCUGUGUCUGGUGCCUGCGUCUUGGUUUACCAACGAGGUCAUCACCAACUUCCUGGAUUCCAGCGUUCCCGAGAGCAAUAAGUUUGAGCCUGGAGGUGCCGUGUACGUUGCCUUUGUUUCCGCAGGUUUCCUCUUUGUGGGGGGGUCCAUUUUCUGUAUGUCCUGCUCGGGAAAGAGACACGGACCCCAGGAUCUGGUCCUGCUGCCCCCCCCUGACAAAUUGCUUCUCCAGCAGCAGCAACAACAGCUGCUCCAGCAGCAGCAGGAGCUCCAGCACCAGUACUGCUCUCUCUCCCCAUUAGACAAUAAGACGGGCUACAGCCUGCAGGACUACGUGUAAUAACGCAGUGCUGUGCACGCCAAAGGGAGACGAGCCCGAGGGGAAACAUCACGGCUUAUUCUACGCACUAGGAUCUACUCAAGGAUGGAGUUGGAGGAGAAAAAAAAAAAAAAGAGAGGAGAGCAACAACUUUGAAAUCAUAUUUUUCCUUCUGCUCCAUCUUCUUUUUUCUGUUUUGCAAGCACAAGCAGUGGAGGUAUUCCCUGAGCAGCGUGAAUGUGCAAGGAGCCAGGAUACCAGGAUAAGGUGCUGCAGAACUGAUGGAAGCUGCCAACCAAACGCAGACAUCCUUCAUCAGUAAAUCACACAGAGUUCCCUGUGGAAUGAAUUAAGCAAAUAAGGAAGCCUUGAGUGGAUUUUUUUUCCUCGCCAAAGGUUUAAAUUGAAGGAAAAAAAACAAAUUAUUUAGCUGCUAUUUACAAUCGUUCAGUCCUUCCUCUCAUUUGACAAAACAGGCAAUAUAAAGCCCAAGAGCAGUAGGUGGAAACCCUCACAUAGCAAGCCAUUGUAGUUUAUCGUAUGCUUGUCCACUAGAAUGCAACAUGGAAUCGACUAAUGAAAUAAACGGGCAUAUUUUUGUUAGCUACUA
This is a messenger RNA of Neolamprologus brichardi, 1708 nucleotides long. Its product is annotated as claudin-20. Gene Ontology annotation, molecular function: structural molecule activity. Gene Ontology annotation, cellular component: membrane; bicellular tight junction. The record is from RefSeq and is a predicted model, not a curated record. Lineage: Eukaryota; Metazoa; Chordata; Actinopteri; Cichliformes; Cichlidae.